Messenger RNA from Gadus morhua (Atlantic cod), 1726 nucleotides. It is a transcript of the gene irx4b, whose product is annotated as iroquois homeobox 4b. Lineage: Eukaryota; Metazoa; Chordata; Actinopteri; Gadiformes; Gadidae. The coding region runs from base 51 to 1235 and encodes 394 amino acids. Gene Ontology annotation, cellular component: nucleus. The record is from RefSeq and is a predicted model, not a curated record. Gene Ontology annotation, biological process: neuron differentiation; regulation of transcription by RNA polymerase II; cell development. Gene Ontology annotation, molecular function: DNA-binding transcription factor activity, RNA polymerase II-specific; RNA polymerase II cis-regulatory region sequence-specific DNA binding. The transcript has 5 exons.
UGACAUCGGGCACCCUGAGCGGCUGUGUGGAGCCCGGCGGACGGGCUCUCAUGGACAUGAGAACUUCUCCAUCCCAUCCGGCUCUCAGCUGCCCACUGUACGAGGGCAGGGUUCUGCGGUCCCCCGCGGCGACCAGCAUCGGUCUCUGCAGCGGUGCCUACCCCAAGGGUCAAGCCUACUAUAAUACUUGUUCCAGCGAUGCAUCUGCCAUCUACUCCAGGAACCCACUCCAUUCCAAAGAAGGGUCCAUGCCUGCACAAACUGGGGCAUCUCAAGCCCCAGCCUACUAUCCUUAUGAGUACAGCUUCGGGCAGUACCCUGAUGACAGAUACGGGUACUCUUGCAGUGAUGGAGCGUCUCGCCGUAAGAACGCCACCCGGGAGACCACCAGCACGCUGAAGGCCUGGCUGCAGGAGCACCAGAAGAACCCCUACCCCACCAAGGGGGAGAAGAUCAUGCUGGCCAUCAUCACCAGGAUGACCCUCACGCAGGUGUCCACAUGGUUCGCCAACGCACGCAGGAGGCUGAAGAAGGAGAACAAGGUGACGUGGUCGCCGCGCGCCUGCAAGAGCUCAGAGGACCGGGGCGCUGACGAAGACAGCGACGCAGGGGAAGAGCAAAUUAAAAGUGAGCAGGAGGCCUGUGAUCCGAGUCUGGGCGAUCUGCAGAGCGACCCGGAGGAUUUUGACCGGCUGGAGUCCGACGGAUCAGAGAGCGAACCAAAGACAGACUAUGUCCCAGACGGAGGCGGGACAGGAACCCCCCUGGCCGAGCUCUCGCACAGCAGGCAGCCCGUCGCCAGUGACUCGGACACGACGCGCGGGAAACACAGGAUUCCCUCGGACUGCCCCGGCCUGACCACGGCCCACCCCCAGAGCAGCGCCUUCUACCCCCUGGUGGACCUCCCCGUCUCCUCCGAGGCCACGCUGAAGAUCUGGUCUAUUGCUCGCCAGGCUGCGUCUUUACAGCCGGAGUACUCCCCCUGCAUGCUGGCGUGUCCCUCCUCCCCGGGCUAUCCCGCCAGCAUGGGGCUGACUGCCCCCGCAGCCUCUCCCGGCACGAGGCAUGACUCACCAGUGGCCACGCUCAGAGAUUGGGUGGACGGCGUUUUCCACGACGGUCUGUUCCAACAGCGAGCUCCUCACCAGGCACUGGCCGAGUCGGAGGGGACGGCGGUGUGGGAGGGGCUUAGUUAUGGACAGACGGACAGCAGGGCGGCGGGACACUCCUAUUGAUUUCCGGUGAAAACUCUUCUUUUUUUUCAGAGACUUACAGACUUCUGUGUCACUCGAAUGGGCACUUUGUUGUUAUCUGUUUGAAGCGACAUUAAUGUUGAGGGAAUGAUGUGUUAGAUACACUUGGAUAGGCCCUAUCCCUCUUCAUACAUAGAAGAGACACUGCGUUAUUAAUUCUAAACUGCUGCAGAGAUUGUUCUUACUUUUUGAAGAGUGUUGAUGAAGAAAAUAAAUAGCAUUUCACUUGACACUUGCACUAUACAGUAUCUUGCACAAGCACUGAGUCACAAGAAUAAAACGUGUAUUCGAGAGCAUGACGUUUUUCGCUCCGUGCCUUCACGUGGUAGCUAGGUGCUGGAUAUGUGCUUCUGAUGCAUGAGAUCCAUUCAGACCCUGCAGGUCCAGUUAGAGGAGAUUUUGUUGUGGUUGUGGGUAUACGUGUAUUUGUUUGUGUGCGGAUGUGCAAUUGUGUGUGUGUGUGUGUGUGUGUG